UAUAAAAAUAAAAGUGUUCUAAGUUACCCCAUUUUACGGUAUUUCUUUAAUAUGGUUCUAUUUUAGAGCAAAUGCCAGAACUUUGCAAACACUAGUCACUAAAUGUACACUGAAGUAUAUGUACAUAUAGUAUAAAUUAUACAUCCAUACCAUAUAGCUUCUAAUCAUGGAUGCAAGUUACUCAAGCUGCAAGUCAAUCCCUUUGAUAAAUCAAUAUACUAUAGAGUAUUGGAAACACUUUUGUGACAGCAGUUUCCAUUUACUAGAAAAUUAUGUUUUUUUGACAGAUUCCUAUGUUUUGGAAUUCUUUUGUGAAGAUCUGUGGUCCAAAGUUCCUAAAUCAUGGCAAGAUGCUCUCUCUCAGUUGUCUCCUCCUCAGCUGGCAACUAUCCUGCAGCCUCCUGGUGCAUCAAACAUAAAUAAUAAGUUUACAUCUGGUGUGCUCCCUCUAUCACUGCUUGCAUUCCAAGCUGCUGCAUUCAGAUGUUCUCUGCCAAGGAAUGCAGUUUCUUCAGUGAAGCCUUUCAUUCAGUACUUGCUGGAUCAGCAGUGUGACAGAAAAUCAACUGAGUGUGAUGCUAGAGGUGGGCUGAGCACUGCUACCAGUGGCCGCAAUGAUGUAAAAUUGUCGUUGAUUGCUGAGCUCAACAGUUCUCAGCACCAGCAACAAGAGUCUGGAGCAAAUGGCUCUAAAGUUGUUGUAAUGCCAUCAUCACCAUCAGCCACAGAUGAUGCAGCGUCAUCAUCACCAUCAGCCACUGAUCAUACAGUGUCAUCAUCAGCCUCAGAUGAUGCAGUGCCAUCACUAUCGGCUGCACUGAAGCCAGCUUGGCCAUCUGAUGAUCCACGCUCAAUUUUGUGGCAAUCGUCUCAUAAUGAACUGUGUAGAGGCAGCGGCGGCCACCACACCCUCAUGUCGCACGUAUUCCGCCGUCAUCUGAAGCCCAAGAAGCAGCACGAAGUUGCCCGUUUGGGUCUGGUGGCCGCCAUGGCCGCGGCCAGCGUCAACUGUGACGUGACCGCCGACAUCGGCAGCGGCUGUGGUCACUUAGCGCGGCUCAUGGCGUACGGCUACAACAUGGACGUCGUGUGUGUGGACAGAGAAGACGAUUUUGUUGUUGGGGCUCGAAAAUUUGACGCUCAGUUGGAGCAAUCCAUCCUCAAACUUCACAAGCGCAUCCCUGCAGACGUGCGCCCCUCCUUGCCAGCGGGACCCAAGCAUGUGACGUGUGACCUGCACCCUGGUGUUCAGCCUCAAGAUUUCACUCAACGAGUUCUGUCGACCUGUAAUCCUUCUACACAAUCUUACGGGGACCAGCCUCUGUCUCCUCAGCACUCCUCGCUGUCAAGUGAAGAGCCACGUUCAUUCGGAUUGACUGGGCUUCACACCUGCGGCGACCUCGCCACGACGGUGCUGCGAGUGUUCCUUGCUUCGCCGCACUGCCGCUACAUCGCGUCUGUCUCGUGCUGCUAUAUGAAGCUUUCUGAGCCUUCUUAUGGUAAUGAGACCGAUACAACCGCAGCAGGAGAUAAGAGGCAGGAUGCAGGCUACCCUGCUAGCCGCCAUUGCAGGCGAUACAGGCUGACCUACGCGGCUCGGGAGCUCGCCUGCCACGCCAUCGAAGCUUACGCCUGCAGACUCGCCGCAGGCGACGACAAUUUAAAGGUGCAUUGCUACAGAGCUGCAUUGGAGCAAAUCUUGGUGCGUCGUUGGCCGGAACACCGUCGUGCUGGCCUGCGUCCCGUGAAACACGCGCACACAAAGCCUUUCCAGGAAUACGCGAGGCGAGCCGUGAAGGCUUUGGCUGGGGGAACGAUACAGUUGCUCGAUGAAGACCUGAGCUCCCCUGAGACAGAAGCCAUGUUGGCAAGGUGGCGCCAGGUGAUAAUUUUCUACACGCUACGUUUGCUACUGGCACCAGUAAUAGAAACCGUGGUGCUGCUGGACCGAUGUUUCUUUCUCUAUGAAAAUGAUGUGAACUGCGCGCUGGUGCCUUCCUUCGACCCGCAGCUGUCGCCCCGCAACAUGAUUCUGCUGGCAACCAAACCGCGCAGAUGAUGUCCAAAAACCGUUCUAUAAAAAAUAGUUACGAGUUUGUAACUCUGUCGGCCAAUCACUAAGAUUUUUCAAGCUAGACCAACCUAUCACAGACGAAAAAUCGGCCGCUGAUAUGAUGUGAUAGUACGGCCCUACGUUCCUCUGUUGUUCAGUUUAAAAUAUAUUGCAACUAAGACAUUCAUCAACACUUUGACUAGCCGCUUCGAUGACGUUCCUUUGUAAAGUAAAGUCAAAUUGUUUCAUUGGCUUGAUGCAUUCCCAAUACCAAAAACGGCCGCUUUUCUUCAGUACAUCAAACCCGAAAUACUUCGGGCAGAUUUAAUGCAUGAAUAAUAUUGACUGUGAUUCUAUCUCAAGUUGUCGCCAAAAACCUAACAUGGAAAUAAUAAAGUAAAUGCUCAAUGGUCGUUUUACUCUUACUCUAAUGACAUGACUUGUGCAAUGAGUAAAUUCUCCGUUCCAAUCAUGUUCGAAACAUUUGAGGGUUUCAAUAGUUGAAUUGAGCUCAGAUUCGACAGGUUUUAUUGAUUGCUUAAUAUACCGCUGUUUUUUUUCUUUUCUUUGAUUUUUGAAUUUUUGUAAUUUUGAAAGAAAGAUUUUGUUUCUUUCAUGUGUUUUAUCAAGACCUGUGACAUAUUUACGAGCAGCAGAAACUUGUAUAUCUGGAAUUGAGCUUGUCGCAGAAACCAGUCUGAUUGAAGCUCCAUAUCCCUGCAGCAGGAUCAAAAGCGUUGGUACACGCGACUAAAACCCUA
Molecule: messenger RNA, 2814 nt
Organism: Hyalella azteca
Lineage: Eukaryota; Metazoa; Arthropoda; Malacostraca; Amphipoda; Hyalellidae
Product: methyltransferase-like protein 25B
Exons: 13
Coding region: 167-2059 (630 amino acids)
Source: RefSeq, a predicted model, not a curated record